Messenger RNA from Huiozyma naganishii CBS 8797, 1776 nucleotides. RefSeq names its product Bit2p (gene BIT2). Gene Ontology annotation, biological process: TORC2 signaling. Gene Ontology annotation, cellular component: TORC2 complex. The record is from RefSeq and is a predicted model, not a curated record. The transcript has a single exon. Bases 1 to 1776 code for a protein of 591 amino acids. NCBI's taxonomy places the organism in Eukaryota, Fungi, Ascomycota, Saccharomycetes, Saccharomycetales, Saccharomycetaceae.
AUGGGAGGGCAUAACGAGAAGGAGAACGAGACCAGUGCGGGCAUCAAGCAUGACGGCAAGCAGGGUCCCUCAUCGAAUCGGAGACAAAGUACGACGUUGCAGCCGUUGACACCACUUACAGUACCCCAUCGGGGUAUUGAUGACGACAGUACGAACGAUAGGGCUGGAAGGAUCUACAGUGUGACUUCUGGGAUCGUACCACAGACGUUGACGAUGACACACCCUGAUGAGGAGGCGCUUUCCGUGAGGGGAUCGCGGUCGCCCACGGUGAUGUCUGCUGAGAAUGUUGGGUCCUCCAGUGGGAUGCCCAAGUGGUCGCAGGUCGGGUUCCAAUCGAUCUUCCAGAACUCGGGCCAGCGACGGUCGACCAACAAUCUGCGGUCGCGGGAGUCCCUAGAGAGGAGCGCCAGCGGGAACAACUUGGUGCAGGAGAUCAGAAGCAAGAGGACGGGGGUACCGCGGAGAAGUACGGACUCCUUUGACAGGUCUGGGCAUUCAAGUGGUGGUAAUAACGACGUCUCUUCAGCCUCGAGUAUCACAAACGCACCUAGCGCUGCCAGCGUGGGCAGCGACCCUGCGGGCGUUAUAAGAAAGAGCUCUGCAUUCAGCCUCUCAACGAUCAAAGAUGAUUCGAGUUCUGCAUCGCGUAGGAGCAGCACCGGGAAGGAACGGUCCUCUCUCAACCUGUUCAAGACGAACUCUCGGAAGAGCAGUGGGAGCACUUCUCGACUCGACGGGUCGCUGUCGCUGUCUUCGCAGGGCAGUGCAUCCAAGAGCUCGCUGAGCCCGUUGCUGAAGAUGACCAAGAAGAUCUUCCACAGCAGCAAGGUGCAUCAUAUCAAGGACAUGGGCGCUGAACCGGCAGUCCCGAACUCGCUCAGUAAGUUUCUGCACUCGACCGUGACGAGACAUAGAACCCCAGUGCAAUUCAUCCACAACACUACUGGUGGGAUCAUCGAUUCGGGCAAGUCCGUGUACUCGUUCAACCCUUCCGUACUGAACACGACGAACGAUGCGCCGCUGGUGAUCACGCAGCAGGACGACGCUCUUGACGCGGCUAACAUUGCGCUUCUACACGACCUCUUGAGGAACCUGCCCUCACUAGAGGCCAACUUCAAGAACUUCAAAGUACAGGAGUUGCAGAUCCUAUGUGGGAAUAUCUGGGGGAUCUACUGCAGCGUUGUGAUCGAGUUGUUCAAGGCACAGCGCGUAUGGCAACUUCCCGCGAAGAUCGAGGACUUGAACCAUGUGCUACGUUUCUACGUCACACUGGAGACAAUGUCAAAAGUGGCCAAGCCACAUGCGAAACUCGUCGCAGAGGUGGAGGAGUUCAUCACAACGUCGCUGUACGUGUUCGAGAACCAGAUUGUGUUUAACUAUAGUAACGAGGAGACCAUCAACACGGCACUGAAGCGGCUUGGGGUCAUCUGGCAGGUAUUCUACGAGCAAGUAUAUUACGACGUCAUGGCAGUGAUGCUCCCGCUGGAGUCCCUCGCGGGCCCCGAUCGAAAGCCCUUUUCCCUGGACUACCUUUUGCUGCGAUGUUUCCGGGACUCAAUCGUGCUUCCGUACUACCAGAACUUCAUCCACAGCGAUGACGGUGUGUCCAAGAGCUUCAACACGUACAUCCUCGCGCAGGAGGAUGAGAACGGUGUUACGGAGCAAGAUAAACUGACGUUGCUGCAGUGUUUCGGGAUCCUGGGGACCAUCCAGGGCUCAGACCGACACCAGCAAGUGAUCGAGGAACUAUUGGAGGGUGUCCGAAUGAGCAUAUGA